Lemur catta (Ring-tailed lemur) is the source of this 313-nucleotide messenger RNA. Its product is annotated as cytochrome P450 2B11-like. Lineage: Eukaryota; Metazoa; Chordata; Mammalia; Primates; Lemuridae. The coding region runs from base 9 to 305 and encodes 98 amino acids. The record is from RefSeq and is a predicted model, not a curated record. The transcript is spliced from 2 exons.
CUGAGACCAUGGAGCUCAGCGUCCUCCUCUUCCUUGCAGUCCUCAUGGGCCUCUUGCUACUCCUGGUCAAGGGCCGCCCAAAGGCCCGUGGCCACCUCCCACCAGGUCCCCAUCCUCUGCCAUUCUUGGGGAACAUUCUGCAGAUGGACAGAGGAGGCCUACUCAAGUCCUUCCUGAGACUGCGCCCUUGGCUGAAGAGGACCACCUUCCCUGAUAGAGGAGGACCGUUCAUCCGUCAAGAGUAUACGAGUAGCUGCGCUCCCCGGCUAGAACCUCCAAACAAGCUCUCAAGAGGCAGGAUUUGAACUGAGCC